AUGACAAAUCGUUAUUCAGCUUGCAAACAAGAAACGCUUACAAUUUGUGAGAAAUGUCAACAAAGAAGCGGUGUAUUUUUUCCAAUAGAUCGUUUGCAUGGAAAGGGUUCAAAAAUCCUAAUUCCAUCAGCGCCGGGUAAUUUGCCGCAAUCUGGGCCGGUAACGGCACCUACUGGCGCUCGGGCCGGCUGCACAACCAAACGUGACCCUAAACGCGACGUGGCCCACUUCAACGAACUUCGACGACAGAUAUUGGACGCUUUUGAAGGGAAAAUCGAAACUGUAUAUUGA
Leptosia nina is the source of this 291-nucleotide messenger RNA. Lineage: Eukaryota; Metazoa; Arthropoda; Insecta; Lepidoptera; Pieridae. The record is from the annotation of a GenBank genome assembly.